AUUAAAGAGAAAAGCCGACUGACUUUCCCGGCCUCCUGGGGCCGCCCCAGGGCUCCAAAACCCCCGCUCCGUGCGAGCGAGGUAGACUCGCCCGGCUGCGGGUCGCGCCUGACCUGCUCCCACCCCGGGCGCCCCGGGCCGCACCUCUUAGGGACAGGGGGGAGGGGCACAAAAGGCCGGUACUCAGGGCCUCGGUCCCAGAGCCGACAGGGGAGGGGGGGGGGGCCAGUCCUGCAGGCGACUGGGUGGGAAGGAGGCGGGGCUUAGUGGCGACAGGGGCGGAGCAGCUGCGGGGAGGAGCUUCCAGAGGGGCGUGGCUUAGAAUGGAAAUAGGCUGGGCUUAGUGGAAGAAACGGGACUAUGGGUAGAAAAUGGGUGGUGCUUAGCAAUGGGUGGGGCUUGAUAAGGGGCGUGGCCAAAGAGUGCUAGGAGGGUCCCAGGUUGAAGGGUGGAAGGGACUUACCUGGGCUGAGGGGGGGAGGGGGAGCGGGAAUGGGACUCAGGGCACAGGUGGGCGGAGCUUAGAGUAGAAGGGGAGUAGUUUGUGCAGGAGUGGGCACAGUGAGGUGAUGGGAUUUAGGCGUGUAAUUCGUCUUAGUGGAAAUAACAAGUCUUCAUAACGUACGUGCAAUGAUUUGGAGGGCUGGGAAGGGGCUCCCCCCGGAAGGCUGAGUGGAGGGUCUUGGAAAGGACGGGCCCCCCUACAGGCUAGGUGGAGACGACAACCUGUGUGGCGUUCUGGAGGCGCACCUUAGCGGAGAAGAGAUGGUAGGAUUUAGAGAGCAAUCUCAGAGGAACUUGGCGGGCAGUAGUAAUCAGAACAGCUUGCCUGUUGAGCCUUUGCUGGGCCCCUGCCUGAGUCAGGGCGCGGCACGCACUGCCACAGUUUUGCUUACGCCUCACCUCCACUGCAUGAGAGAGAGCCUCCACUCGCCACUGCCCUCCCACCACGCCACCAUGGAUGAUGCCCCGCUGCCAGUGCCCCCGGUCCCCGCCCCGGCCCCGGCCCCGGCACCUCCCGCUGCUGCUGCUCCCCGGGUCCCAUUUCACUGCAGUGAGUGUGGCAAGAGCUUCCGCUACCGCUCGGACCUUCGGCGCCACUUCGCCCGGCACACUGCACUCAAACCCCACGCGUGUCCGCGCUGUGGCAAGGGCUUCAAACACAGCUUCAACCUGGCCAACCACCUGCGUUCGCACACCGGCGAGCGGCCCUACCGCUGCUCUGCCUGCCCUAAAGGGUUCCGAGACUCCACCGGCCUGCUGCACCACCAGGUCGUCCACACUGGUGAGAAACCCUACUGCUGCCUGGUCUGCGAGCUGCGCUUCUCCUCACGCUCCAGCUUGGGCCGCCACCUCAAGCGCCAGCACCGCGGGGUGCUCCCGUCUCCGCUGCAGCCCGGCCCAGGCCUGCCCGCCCUGAGCGCACCCUGCUCCGUCUGCUGCAACGUGGGCCCCUGCUCGGUGUGCGGGGGUGCGGGAGCUGCUGGCGGAGAGGGCCCAGAGGCGGCGGGCGCGGGCCCGGGCAGCUGGGGGCUGGCGGAGGCCGCAGCCGCGGCCGCCGCCUCACUGCCCCCGUUCGCCUGCGGAGCCUGUGCGCGGCGCUUCGACCAGGGCCGCGAGCUGGCGGCCCACUGGGCGGCGCACACUGAUGUGAAGCCCUUCAAGUGCCCGCGCUGCGAGCGCGACUUCAACGCCCCCGCGCUGCUAGAGCGGCACAAGCUGACGCACGACCUGCAGAGCCCGGGCGCGCCCCCUGCGCAGGCCUGGGCCGCGGGGGCGGCCGACGGCGCCGGAGGCGGCGGUCCUGCGGAGGCAGGCAGCGCCCAGCCGGCCUGGGACGGCGGGCUGCUCCUGGGUCACGCCGGGGGCGGCGUGCCUGAGCUCCGGGGGCUGCUCCCCGAGGGUGGCGGGGAGGCCCCAGCGCCCGCGGCCGUGGCCGAGGCGCCGGAAGACACCCUGUACCAGUGCGACUGCGGGACCUUCUUCGCUUCAGCUGCCGCGCUGGCCAGCCACCUGGAGGCCCACUCGGGGCCCGCCACCUACGGCUGCGGCCACUGCGGGGCCCUGUACGCGGCCCUGGCGGCCCUAGAAGAGCACCGGCGGGCCAGCCACGGCGAGGGUGGAGGGGCGGAGGCGACGCCCGCGGCCCCGGAGGGGGAGCCGGCGGCCGGGGAGGCCGCGUCCGGCUCGGGCCGGGGCAAGAAGAUCUUCGGCUGCUCCGAGUGCGAGAAGCUGUUCCGCUCGCCGCGCGACCUGGAGCGGCACGUGCUGGUGCACACGGGCGAGAAGCCGUUCCCGUGCCUCGAGUGCGGCAAGUUCUUCCGCCACGAGUGCUACCUCAAGCGCCACCGGCUGCUGCACGGCACCGAGCGGCCCUUUCCCUGCCACAUUUGCGGCAAGGGGUUCAUCACGCUCAGCAACCUCUCUCGGCACCUGAAGCUGCACCGGGGCAUGGACUGACGGCCAGGCCGCGCCUCCGCCCAACCGCCCCUCCCCGGGGCGGGGCUGGACUUGGGCCCGGCCCGGUCUGGAUCCAGAUCCACGGGCCCUGAAGCAAGGGGACCCUGGCUGGAGAGACAGGGCCACCAGACGCCCACACAGGGCCCUGAGCUGGAGGGCAGCAAAUAAACGGAGAGAUUCCUCAGCUCCGGGGUCCAGGGUCCAUGAAGAGACCCCUGAGUGUGAGACCCCUGGAAUAUACGCUGGGCACCCCCAAGUCAAUAGGCAGCCUCCAAGCUGUGGGGACCUAGCAGUGAGAAAUGGGUCUCCCAAGUACUUCUCAUCUUGAGGGCCCUAAUAAUGACAGAUGGGCACCUUCCCCCCCCCCCCCCCCAAGGGAAGGCUGCCCCUCUCCCUGAGAGCCAUCAUUCCCAACGACCUUGAUCUGGAGAAUGUGGGGAGAUCAUGACCCCGAAUUUCCCUAGAUCCCCUCCAGAUGCUACCCACCAGUCACUGGUGUCCCCCCCCAAAAAAAAUGGAUAUAGCCGGAAUCUGCCUUCCCCCGCUCCCACCCCAUUUCAUUCCUUAUGCUGAAAGAGGACCAGGGUAGAUGUCCCCUGCCCUCAGCCCCCACUCCCCAAUUAGGUCUCCCUCUCCUACUGCAGAAUGGAUCAACCCUAAUGAUCUUCCCCACCCCCAACCACUAGAAUAGGCUGGUUUGAAAUCCCUCCUGCCCAGUAGAAUGAACUGAUUCAGAUACACACCCCUGUCCACUGGAAUGGGCUGGUCCAGACUGUGGCCUGCCCCCCCCACCCUCCUUAGGUGAAUACGGCAGACACUCCUCCCUCGCUCUCGAGUGUGGGCCAGUCCACGUCAUUCCCCAUCCUGUGAACUCAUCUGAAUGGGAGGUGGUGGACAUUGGGGUUUUCCUCCCACUCUGCUGUAGCACCUGUCAGUCUUUCCAUCUCUGUUGGUUUGUCUGUCUCUGUGUUCCCCUCAACCCCAAGGGGGGAGGGGGUUUGGCUAGGGGGUUCCCCCCGUGAGCCUCGACCUUGCCCCCUCAUCCCACUCCCUAAUGUCUCCAGGACCCCAAUAAACCUUGUCCUGUCAGUCA
This is a messenger RNA of Leopardus geoffroyi (Geoffroy's cat), 3553 nucleotides long. It is a transcript of the gene FIZ1, whose product is annotated as FLT3 interacting zinc finger 1. Lineage: Eukaryota; Metazoa; Chordata; Mammalia; Carnivora; Felidae. Bases 766 to 2460 code for a protein of 564 amino acids. The record is from RefSeq and is a predicted model, not a curated record. The transcript has 3 exons.